AACAAUGUUUAAGCGCUGAGGAGUGAAAGACGGGACCGAGCCGAGCUGUGGGGAACGAGUACGGAGAAGAAAAGACAGAGCGGGGGAGCGGCGGAACAACGCGGGCCUGCUGAAGGAUGACCGUGGUGGACGUGUGUUAAACUCCAUUAUCUGGCGUCACUCGGUCUUCACCAUGAGCCUAAUCCAGGACAAGUUGGGCGGCGAGUUCCUACGCCCAGGUGGGGGCAUGGACGCCGGCUUCGGCCCGGGCAUGUUAAUGUUCAGCCACCUGCCGCCUGUCACCAGCUUCACCCGCCUGGCAGGCCAGAGCGUCAUGGCCGAACUGCAGCCGCACGAGCUCAUCCUGAAGAAGGAGCGGCACUCGCCCGACUGCAGCGCAGACACAGGAGGAGGGGGAGGGCUGCCCGACGGCGUGGGCAUGAUGCACGGUGCGGUCAACUACUUGCCCGCUAUGGGCAUUAAACAGGAGAAGGUGUCUGAACUAGACUACAGGUUGCCCUUGUACUCAGGUGAUGCAGGACAGGCUGGUACUGAGCUGCUGGAUAUGACGUUGAGCAACCAUCAGAGCUUGCUGGUGCAUGACCUCAGCAUGGGAAACCUGUCAGGGAGGCUGGGAAAGGACUCCUCAGAAAAGAAAGGCCGAAGGUCAAAUGGUGAAGGACAGGAAGGCAAGAUGCGACGGAAACGAGGAGAAUCUAAGUCUAUGAUGCUGGAUCCAGAUGGAGAAACGGCAUCUCCCAGCUCCAAACCACACAUCUGUGAGCACUGCAGCGCUGCUUUCCGAAGCUCCUACCAUCUCCGCCGACACGUUCUCAUCCACACAGGUGAGAGGCCAUUCCGGUGUAGUCAGUGUAACAUGAGCUUUAUUCAGAAAUACCUCCUCCAGAGACAUGAGAAAAUCCACAGUGGAGAGAAACCGUUCAGCUGUGAUCAGUGCAACAUGCGCUUCAUUCAGAAAUACCACAUGGAGAGACACAAACGAACACACAGUGGAGAAAAGCCAUACAAGUGUGACACCUGCCAACAGAAUUUCUCCCGGACAGACCGGCUGUUGAAGCACAAGCGGACGUGCGGAGACACUGCAAGGAAAGGUUUGGACGGUGAGGAGCUCGAGUUUGGCAGUGAGGAAGAAGGUGGGCACGGCAGCUACUCAAUCACUCAGGGAAACGUGGGCACCCCCGGGCGCAAGCGGGGCAAGUCUAAAACGGGUGGCGUGGGCGGCAGGCGCAGGAAGGCUCCAGCGCCCUCGCACAGUCAGGAAACGGAGGGUUACGGCCUGCACGACUUUAGCACUGUGGACAACCAUGGACUCUCUUUAUCUUCAUCCUCGGAGGUCCAGCCCGGGCCCAGCAUGCACGCCGAACCUGGCCAAGCGCCUAAAAUGGCUUUUAAGAAGGGUCACAGGAAGGGCUUGGAGAAGAACGGUGAGUCCAAGCCCGACAGCGUGGUGCUGACCGGUAAUGCUGCUUUGGACGAUAUGAGUCUCAUGCAGAGCACCAAGGCAGAACAGAACAGUAGCAACUACGACGAUGCCAUGCAGUUUUUAAAGAAGCGGCGCUACCUGCACACGGCCAAUAACGGAGCUGCAUCCACUGGAGCGCCCGGUUAUGACGUGGGUGUCGGCCACAUGCAGCCCCAGCCCGUAGUCGUUCAGUGUGCCGUUUCCGGGGUGAUGGAUGGCGACACUUCUUUAGGACUCCUCGACUCAUCGGCUUUGGGUGACAUCAAGCCGGACAAGUUGACCAUCCCGGACGAUGUGCUGCACAGCCUGCUGGAACACUACGGCUACAAGUCCGACAUGAAUUUCGAUUUAUCCCACGUGGACCUGGAGCCAGGGGUGGCAGAGGGAGCGGACUCUCUGGGUCCUGAUGCCAACCCAGGUGGUGGGGAAAGAACAUCCAUAAUGCAGGAAUACUCGCGCUUCCUUCUGCAGGCUCUGGAGCGAACGAGUCACAACGGUGGCUUCGUCCUCGGCCCGACACCUUCCUCGUCCUCUUCCUCCUCAAGUGCCGUAGUGUCCUUCCCUACCUACACCACCUCCCCUAUGGAGUUUUCCUUCGGUAUGCCACCUUCGUCCUCCUCCACGACUCUUAAUCCGGCCCCGAAGUCCCACUUCGGCCUGCUAGGAAGCUCUUCGCCUUUGCAGGGCUUCCAUCAUCUUCCAAGCGGCCUGGAUCACACGGUGCACUCGCAAUCCCAAUCCCAGCAUCCCCAUCAACAGCUCACGCCAUCGCAGGAGCUCACAGAACAGCUAGGGAAGCCACACACCACCUCCCCUCCCGCUCCCCCCCACACCCCUAACUCCAACACCUACCAGAUCCUAGCGCCACCCACUGACCUCAGCGUCCAGAAAAAUGGCCAGGUUUCGAAAAACGACGCCACUGGCUUCCCUGUGAUCCCGACCAAGGGCUCAUACCAGAUUGAAAACUUUGCGCAGGCGUUCGGGGGGCAGUUCCAAGGUGGACGCAGACCACUCGGCUUCGGUACGGAUUCGGGUGUGGACGUGGAGCAAUUCUCAGGGUACAGCAGCCUCUUGGCUGACGUAAGUGACGCCAAAAGUCCACCGAGCCAAAGCUACGAGUAAAGCGGCUGCAGAGCUUACGCCUUCACGUCUUCUGCUAUUUUGUCCUUUCCUGUAUCAUAUUAAUGUUAUUAUUAUUAUUGUUAUUAUUAUUAAUUAUUUAGUUAUUUUAUUAUUAUUUUUGUAUUGUUUUGA
Messenger RNA from Trichomycterus rosablanca, 2716 nucleotides. It is a transcript of the gene znf281a, whose product is annotated as zinc finger protein 281a. Gene Ontology annotation, molecular function: DNA-binding transcription factor activity, RNA polymerase II-specific; RNA polymerase II cis-regulatory region sequence-specific DNA binding. The transcript is spliced from 7 exons. The coding region runs from base 173 to 2584 and encodes 803 amino acids. Lineage: Eukaryota; Metazoa; Chordata; Actinopteri; Siluriformes; Trichomycteridae. Gene Ontology annotation, biological process: regulation of transcription by RNA polymerase II. The record is from RefSeq and is a predicted model, not a curated record.